Manihot esculenta (cassava) is the source of this 2252-nucleotide messenger RNA. Its product is annotated as trihelix transcription factor DF1. The coding region runs from base 74 to 1921 and encodes 615 amino acids. The transcript has 3 exons. NCBI's taxonomy places the organism in Eukaryota, Viridiplantae, Streptophyta, Magnoliopsida, Malpighiales, Euphorbiaceae. The record is from RefSeq and is a predicted model, not a curated record.
CUCUUUUCUUCCUUGAUUUUUUUCUUCUUUAUGUUAAAUCUCUCGCCUUCCCUUUGUCACCCACCGUCAAGAUAUGCAGCCAAGUUAUGGCGGACCGGAAUUCCACCGUCACCACCACCACCACCAAUUCAUGGAAAAUGAUGAAUGUUGCUCAUCUGUGUUACCCAUUUCCAAUCCAUCUCAAAAUCUAAACCUUCCAUUUCAAUCCCAUCCACCACAACACAAACAACUAGAACAUAUUUUCUUGCAGCAUCCGCAGAAUUCCAUUGCACAUCAAUUGUUCCACCCUCAGCAUCAACCCCAACUGCAACAUUUUAGGCAAUUUGAACUACAUGAAGAGAGAUUGCACUCAGAAGUACGGCAACAACACCAGCAGGGACAAGCCCUAUCACCACAUCCGCCUUUUUUCUCUAUGAAAUUCAAGUUGGGACUCGACCAAGAUGGUGGCAGCAAAGAGAGUGCUUUGAAUCGUCAAGAAGCUAGUGAUUUUAUUAAUGGAAAUGAGCAUAAUCCUCCACAGGUGCCUCUGGUGAUUCCUCAUUGUUGGCAUCCCCAGGAAGAUUCUGCGUCUAUCAAAGAACCUUUUUGGAAACAGCUCAGUGCAAGUAAAAAUAAGCAGCAGUACUAUGAAAAUGGAGAGCCAGAAGCUCAGAGAAACAAAAAUAAUCACUAUAAGCUCUUGGAAAUACAGCAAAUUGAUGAAAGAAGUGAAAGGUGCACGGAUAUGGAGAACCAAUACGGGCCCUUUGGCGAGCUUGAGGCUAUCUACAGCCUUGCAAAAGCCGGUGAAGCAAAUCAAACAGGUUCUGGGUCCGCUCUCACCGGUGAAACCUCACCAAAGCAUGCCGGUCUUUCAGUGCCAUUUAGUGCUGUACAUAGCCAAAACGUUGGUGCUGGUAACGCUGGAAUUGGAGUUGAUCACGGUUCAGAGAACUCUAUUGGAGAGGAAGCUUCAUUAAGGAAGAGCCAAAAGAGAACAAGAAAGAGGAAAAUGAAAAAGAAACUGAGUUCCAUGGCUGGAUUCUUUGAAAACUUAGUGAAGAAGGUGAUGGAUCACCAAGAGAGUUUGCAUAGAAAUUUCUUGGAAGUAAUCGAAAGGAUGGAUAAAGAGAGAACACAGAGAGAAGAAGCAUGGAGAUGCCAAGAGGCUGCAAAGUACAAUAGAGAAGCCGUCUCUAGAACACACGAGCAAGCUCUAGCUUCAAGUAGAGAGGAACAAAUUGUUUCAUACGUAGAAAAAAUAACAGGACAAAGCAUCGAUCUUCCAGCUAAAAAGACUUCAUUGUUGCUGCAACCAGAAAUUCCAAAAGAACCCACAAAAGAAUCAACGCCUAUAACAACUGACAACCAUAGCAGAUGGCCUAAAGCUGAAGUUGAGGCCUUGAUCCAAGUUAGAAGUAGCAUAGAGACAAAGUUUCAAGAACCUGGCUUAAAGGGUCCUCUAUGGGAAGAGGUAAGCUCUUUAAUGGCUUCCAUGGGUUACCAAAGAAGCCCCAAGAGGUGCAAAGAGAAGUGGGAGAACAUCAACAAGUACUUCAGAAAAACCAAAGAAAGUACAAAGAAGAGGUCUAAGCAGUCGAAAGUUUGCUCUUAUUUUGACCAGUUGGAUCAGCUUUAUUCAAGAUCUUUUAUCAACUCUCCCUCCUUCAACAAGUCCUCUACGCCACUUAGUAGCAGCGAGAUUGAAGUGGAAAAGCAAGGUUAUUCAGGGCUUCUUGAAGCCUUCAUUGCAGGGAGAGACAUUGCAACCUCAACAAAUCCUUCAAAUGGGAACGUGAUAAUUGCAGAAAAGGGAUCUUUUAAAUUGGAACUUGAUAGCAAUAUUAAGGAGAAAGUAGAAGGAGGAAGCUAUGAACAGGAGACAGAAGACCAUGAAGAUGACUUUGACGAGGGUGAAGAGGAUCAAAGCGAGGAAGUUUGAAAAUUUAUCUGAGUUUUAAGAGGCAAAUGGAUAAUUAAGAGAAGAAGGGCAUAUGGGAUGGUACAGUACUUGCCCUGAUCUGCUCCAGCUGAUGCUGUCCCAAUUAAGACUGAUUCUGGCCCAUCAUAGUCAUACACAAAAAAAAAAAGUUGAAUUAAAAUUGGGCCCAGAUCAAACACCAAUUCUACCUUAGUUCAUUUAAUUGCUAAUUAUUAUUGUAUUUGUACAGUACACCUCAGUGCAAUUGAAACUGAAAGAAUUUAUAUCUCUGAGCGCAAUCAUGUGUUGGUUUUGAAAACGAGGCAAAGAAAGACAUUAUUAAAUAGUCCUA